GUGGCCCCUGGAAUUUUGCCUUCACAGUCAAAUUUUAUCCACCAGAUCCAGCCCAACUCACAGAGGACAUCACAAGGUAUUACUUGUGCCUGCAACUUCGAGCAGAUAUUAUCAGCGGACGUCUACCAUGUUCUUUUGUAACACACGCACUGUUAGGUUCCUAUGCUGUACAAGCUGAACUGGGGGAUUAUGAUACUGAAGAACAUGUUGGCAAUUAUGUUGGUGAACUACGUUUUGCUCCAAAUCAGACCAGAGAAUUGGAAGAGCGUAUUAUGGAGCUACAUAAGACUUACCGGGGCAUGACACCUGGCGAGGCAGAGAUUCACUUCCUGGAGAAUGCCAAGAAACUUUCAAUGUAUGGAGUUGACUUGCAUCAUGCUAAGGAUUCAGAAGGCAUUGACAUCAUGCUGGGUGUUUGUGCCAAUGGCCUUCUCAUAUAUAGGGACAGGCUGAGAAUAAACCGUUUUGCCUGGCCCAAGAUCCUCAAGAUUUCAUACAAAAGAAGUAACUUCUACAUUAAAAUUCGACCUGGCGAGUAUGAGCAGUUUGAGAGUACCAUUGGUUUCAAGCUGCCCAACCAUCGCUCAGCUAAGAGACUCUGGAAGGUUUGCAUUGAACAUCACACUUUUUUCAGGCUGGUGUCACCCGAGCCUCCUCCAAAAGGUUUCCUAGUAAUGGGCUCCAAAUUCCGCUACAGUGGGCGAACACAGGCUCAAACUCGGCAAGCCAGCGCUUUGAUUGAUCGUCCUGCCCCUUACUUUGAACGCUCCUCCAGCAAACGGUACACCAUGUCUCGCAGCCUCGAUGGAGAAUUCUCCCGCCCAGCUUCAGUGAGUGAGAAUCACGAUGGAACAGAGUCAGACAAGAGAGAAGAUGAUAGGUAUAGGGGAAGGACGAGAUCUGAAGAUGAAGAGGUGACUACUCCAACAAAAAUCAAGGAGUUAAAGCCGGAUCAAGAAACCACCCCAAGGCACAAACAGGAGUUUUUAGACAAACCGGAAGAUGUUUUGCUAAAGCACCAGGCCAGCAUUAAUGAGUUGAAACGGACCCUGAAGGAACCCAAUAGCAAGCUCGUGCACAGAGAUCGGGAUAGAAGGCUGCCUUCUUCGCCUGCUUCUUCUUCACCCAAACAUGAAGAUGAGACGCCAAAAGGGACCCCUGAGAAGGCCAAUGAGAUGUCAGAAGAGGAUUCUCCAGAGGAUCUGUCAUCUGAACAUGGAGCUGCCUUAAUCAUGGAAUCUUUUAUACAGAAAAGCCUUGUUUCUUCUCCUGAGGAUUCAGAGCAUUGGGUUUUUAUAGAAAGAGGAACUUCUGGGCUGGAAGAGCUAGCACUAAAACAAAUUAUUAAGACCCAGAAGGAAGAAUCAAGCGCAGGUGCCUCAGGAAAGCAAACAGAUUUGGACUUCUCAAAAGAGCCCACCGCAGUAGGGGUAGACAAGGCAGCAACAAAGCAAGAGGUGAAAGCAAAUGAGGGAAGCAAAAUAAAGGUCCACAGAAAAGCCAAAAUGAUAGCCAGUCCAGAAGAUUUUGAAGCAUUUUUCGACGAUGAUAAGAAUGAGAAAGAUUACAGAAAAAAAUCUUCUAAGACAGAAAAGCUUCCUGGGGAAAGAGAAGAAAAAAGCAAUAAAACGGAGGCAGCACUGUUUGUUUCUUCUGAACCUGAGAAAAAAGAAGAAAAGAAAGACAAAAUAAAGAAUGUGGUGCUAGCCUCCACUGAAAAUAUGCAACCUACUGGCCUGCACCAAUCUGAAGACGGACCAACAUGUGCCUCUGUUCAUCCAGAAUCUCCCAAAAAAGAAAACAGAAUUCUAAUAAGCGAACAUAGGACUUCCUUGAAAUUAUCAGAAAAGGAAGUUCUUCAGGAUACCUCAGAUUCUGACUCAGUUAAAACUAAGGUGAAACUAAGCGAUAAGACAGGAUCUUCUGCUGCCGAACGGAUCAUCUAUUUGGAUUCUGAAGAAACAGAUGAAACAAAUGAUGAGACCAAGGAAAUACUUGACCAAAAAAAGAAUUGUGCCUUUGAAACGAGGCAAGAAAGUGAAAUAGAAAAACAGAAGAGCAUUAGUCUUGCCCCAGUUAUAGGAAAGAGAGAGGGAGAAAAUGUGCUUCCAUUCCCCUUAUCCACAUAUUGUGAAGGAAUGUCAGACAUCAGCGAAACAAUUCUUCAGUCAGAGCAGUCCGAGACUGCAGAUGACAACAACGUACACUCUAUUAAGCAGUCUUCAAAUGAAAAAAAAGUUCAUUCAUCCAUUUCAGGGGAAGGUGUGCCUAUAGAGUCAGAUGAUUAUGGAAUCAAAGAUGAUCAGAAAUGCAGUGCAUUUUCUUCGACAGAUGAAGCCUAUGGAAAGGAUUCCAUAAUCCCAUUAUCAGUGCCUCAGUUACAAUCUGGAUUCUCCACCAAAGAGGCAACAGCUUAUCCUUCUUACGAACAUAAAAUAGGAGUGGAUGAAACAUAUAACAGCAGUCCUCCAGAAGGGAAAAAAGAAUAUGAUAAGAAGGAGGCUGAUACUGCCAUAGGAACACAGAGCAUAAUAUUAAAAACUUCAGAAAAUCAAAGCAAAAGAAAUAAGUUAGAAGAAAUGGAAGCUACUCAAAUACUUCUUCAGAUGGAAGCCAUAGAAUUUAUGGACUCCACCAUGAUUGCCUCACACAAUCAGCUUUCCUGUUCUUCAGAAAGUUCAACUAGAGGUUCACAUAUAUCGCAAGAAGCAAAAACAGAAAAAUUAGCCCAAGAACAGACUCAAGAUUCAAACUGGCCUCUUCAGAACAAAUUAUCAGAAGGUCAGGAACUAGUCCAAAGUAAAUACAUCAGAUCUGAAGAUUCCACCAAAGAUGAACUUCCUGACUCAGAGCUAUUAGCCAAAGAUGAAAGUAUUGAAUUGAAAAGUCCAGCCAUAAACAAACAAGAUAUGGAAGGUGGAGCCUUUGUUAAUUCUAGUGAACAGGCUCCGAUGACAAAAGAUAAGUCUACCCUGUCAGAAGAUUCAACUAAAAAUAAACCAUCAGAUUCACAUAAUAUGUCAGAAUGUAGAGAAACAGCUAAAUAUGAAUCCUCCGAGACUGAAGAGUAUGACCGAAAUGAGUCUCAUAAAUUAAAUGGGAUAGCUAAAUAUAAAUUCCAAGAAUCAGCAGAACUCCCAAAAUUAGAAGACGUGGCUAAGAAUAAUAUUCCAGAAUGGGAGGACUUAGAUAAAGAUAAGCUCUGUGAAAUGAAUGAGCUGACCAAAGAUAAUACUGCAAAGUCAGAGGAUAUCGUUUUAACUUUAAAUCUAGAUGAAGUAGUUCAGGGUACAACCUCUGGCUUGAAGCAGCCAUCUAGGGAUACAAUAUUAUUAAAGCCUGCCUCUGUAGUUGUUUCUAAACCUUCAGAAUUGGAAGGUCAUUUAUUUGUAAAAAAGGAACUUGACACUACACAGUCUGUUAAGACUGGGUCACCUGAAUGGAACAAAGAAUGUUCACAACCUCUUCAUGCUAUAAAGCAGGACCUGAAAUCUGUGCAAACUACACAUAAUAAACAAAAACCCAAUCUAGAACAACUCAAGCUCAUAGGGUAUAGCACAGCUUCAUCUCAAAAGCAUAAGGAUGCAGAUUCAUCCACAGAGAGCUCAAAGGAUUUCAUUGAGCGUAAGAGUGCAACAAAUAAAGAAAACUCCGUAGCUUCUAGAAUUAGGAUGUUUGAACAAGGUGAAAUGUACAGCUCACUUUCUGAUGAACCAGAUGUUGCCUUAACAGGAUUCCACGAUAGUUUUCCAGGCAGUGAGAUACCAAAAGAUUCAUCAAGCAUAGAACUACACAAAGAUACAUUUUUGGAAAACAGCUGUGCAAAAUUAAUAGUGGCUUUGCAACCUUCAGAUGGCAAAACAAAAGACCCUGGAGGGACAUCAGACAUGGUCUACCUCGCUGAAAAUCAAGGCACAAGUGAGGGAGAACCAUCUCAGCUGUCAUCUUGGAAGGAAGAUAUUUCUCUUGGAUCUGAGCAAGGAGGAGAAAGAGAAGCUGAACUGGCUUCUCCUGAUUCUGGCUGUGAAAUCACUUUGGCAGAAGCUGUGAGCAAAUUUCAAGAACAAACUUGGGAAGAAAAGGAUUUGUCAGGCCUAUCAGUAAAAGCCUUUCCGAAAGAAGAGAGUUUAAAGGCUGCUCCUCCAGUGGCCCUUCAGAGAGCGGGAUUGAGGGAGGGCACAGAGGAGAAAUCUAAGAUGCCUCGGCACAGGGCUCCUGAAAGUGAUACCGGGGACGAAGAUCAGGACCAGGAGAGAGACUCGGUCUUCCUGAAGGACAACCAUUUGGCCAUCGAGCGCAAGUGCUCCAGCAUUACUGUCAGCUCAACUUCCAGCCUCGAGGCUGAGGUGGACUUCACCAUCAUUGGUGACUACCAAAGUGCAGCCUUUGAAGAUUUCUCACGGAGUCUCCCUGAGCUUGAUAAGGAAAAGAGUGAGGGAGAAGCAGAGGGUCAGAUUUCUACUGAGGAAACUGACAGAUCAGCUCCCAAGGAAGAUGGUGAUGCAAUGGAUGAAGAUAAGGUUUAUCAUGUAACCCCAGAAGAGUCCUUCAAUCAGAAAUCAGAAAUUGUAAAGAAAGUGGAAGCAGACAGCUCUGUGCAACACAGAAUUGGUACAACAGAAAUUACACAGGUUGAUGGUACCACUACAGAUGGAAAAGAGGCAGUAACCACUUCCCACACUGAAAGCCCAGAAACUAUAUCUACAACCUCAGAUCACAGUACCAAACCUACAAAAGGCACUUCAGAUCUUCGCUCCAUUUCUCCAAUUGCCAGUGGUGCUGUUGGCAAAGAAGCCUUCACCAGUCUUUUUGGUGCCACUGCAGAAACCCUCUCCACCUCCACAACUACCCAUGUUACCAAGACUGUGAAAGGAGGAUUUUCUGAAACUAGAAUAGAAAAGCGAAUCAUCAUAACGGGGGAUGAAGAUGUGGAUCAAGACCAAGCUUUGGCUUUAGCCAUCAAGGAGGCAAAAUUGCAGCAUCCUGAUAUGCUGGUAACCAAAGCUGUAGUAUAUAGAGAAACAGACCCAUCUCCAGAAGAAAAGGACAAGAAGCCUCAGGAAUCUUGACCUUUGUAUUUCUAGAAGUUGGCAUCUAUUUUAACUUUGAAGUAAAGAAGGGGCCUUUAUGCUGGAUUCCUCACUGAGACAUAGAACGUCCUGGCUGCAAGAAUAAUGUUGAGAGACAAAAUAUUAAAUAAAAAGGAAUAGCAAAUAUAUUAUAUAUUAUAUAUACAGGAAACAAAAUGCAUCCUUGCACUGCUGCUAUAUGCUGGAGAUGAAUAAAACAGCAACAUCAGCAACAAGCAAAACCAACCACCUCUUCAAAUAAAUUGAAGAAUUGACUGAUCUAAAAAAAUCAUGAUGGUAAUAAUAUUAAUAAUACAAUAAACCACCAUUGUGCAUGUUACAUUUAAAGAACACAUAAUUCAUUUGUUGCACACUGAAUGGAAAAGCAAAAAUGCUUUGCAACAAAGCAAGAAAUCAACUAGCAAAACAAGCAGAAUUACAAAAUGAUUCCCUGAUAGGAAAGAAUUAAAAUCCAUUCACUUGUAUAAUUUGUUUAUUAUUUUCUAAUUUGGGAUGUGCAGUGAUCAUCCUUUAUUUUCACGCCACGCUACUUUUGUUGCUUCACCAUUGGAUUUUUAUUUUCCCCAAUUGGUCCUUCCUUUUUUAAAUGUUUCCUCUUCUCAUCUAAUGUCUUAUUCUGCUGAAGAUAAUUAUGACUUUAUUUCACUUAAAGCAAAGGAAAAUGAUAUGUAUAUGAUUUCUCACUGAACAAAAUGCAGCCUGUAGAGAUUUCAUAUUGAUGUGCUUUUAAGUUAUGGAUAUUAUAUAUAACUGGGGAGGGUGGGGAAUGAUAUUAAAACAAACAGUGCUAAGUGUGACAAUGACAUUUUCACAUUAUUAUUAUUUGAUUGAUAAUGGUUAAUGUAUUACAAGACUUUCAGAUUAUGCCAGUAUCCCAUGAAACUAAGAAUAGGGGAAAAAAGAGGAAUUCUGAGGAAGUUGUCUCACUUGAAUUUGGUGACACAAUCGUGAUUGUCACUGAUUAAGACACAUACAACAGUAUGGAAGGAGUCAAAGGCAACAAAACGGAUCAGUGUUACUCCAGCUCAGUUAGAAUGCCUCAAAUGUGCCAAUUAACAGUGUCUCUUCAUCCUGCAGGCUUAGGAGGAGCACAAGGUCAUCACACAGAAUGAGAUCAAAUUGCUUCAUUGUUCAAGGCCUUUAUUUAGCUGUCUUUCAGAGCAAAGUGUUUAUUUAGGGCAAAGUUAUUAUUGUAUAUGCCAUGACGGUUUUUCAAAAUUUGAAAGUUUGGUUCCAAAUCUAUCGAUUACGUGGCUCCAGUUUCUGAUUCAUGAAUGUGAGAAUCUGCCAGAGGCUGCCCUGUUCUACUCACGUGUGGUUUCAUUUUGUCAGAUUGAGACUUUGGAGACCAUAUCUAUCAGGGAGAAAGAACACCCCUGCCUUCUUUAAAUAUGGGAUUCUAUAUCAGAACAGGAUUUAUUCAUGGGUUUCUUGAAGAUACAUUCAUCUGUCACAGUAAGCUGUGAAGCUUAGAGAACCAAACUACUAACAGCAAAUACUGCUCCGGAGUAAGGAUACUAUUAAAUAAAACUGCUCUGCCAUUAAUGAAACCUAGACAUUGUCCUUUACCACUUUUCAUUACCUCAAGAGUAAUUAAAGCAGAAAGAAAUGAGACAAAUUUAAAUGAAACAGUUUAUACUUUUCCUUCUACAUAUUGUGAAUUGGAUAAUGACAUCUCAUCUCUAAUUGGAAAUAUAAAUAAAAAUGGGAAAUGGUAAUAAUCAUUGGAGUAAUGUGGAUGUAUCUUAUAUCAUAAAUUGUUUGCCAUUAUAGGAGACACUGGGCCAUUGGCUGUUAUUAUGGCUCCUUAAAAUUGGAUCUGUUUUUGGCAUGUAGGAGUGUCCUAAUUAAACACUGAAAGCAUAGAUAUAAACUUUAUGCUGUAAGAGUCAUUUCUAAUUUUCAUGUAUCCAAGUGAUUUUCUCCUUUAGAUUUUUUUGAGGAUUUUUUGUUUCCUUUUAUUCUUCUGGAAUAUGUGAUGCCAUAAAACCAAAACAUCAAAAAAUGUAGAAACCCAUAAAAUAUGUAGAAAACAAAAAUCUUGUUCUGCUGAUUUCAAAAACUGAAGAAAAAUCUUGGUGGCAUUAUGUUUUUUCCCCUCAAUGUUACAAAAAAAGUAUUCUCCCCCUCCUCCCCUAAACUUAAUUUCAUUUUUAAUUUCAAAACAAAGUUCAGAAAUUAGGUAUAUAUAAAGUACAUUCUAUUGCUCCUUCUAUAUGAAUUGAUAUACAUGAAUCUGCCACUAAAACCUCUGGAAACAAAUUGCUUCAAAACCCAUUUAUAUAAAGACCAGAAUCUAACUCUUGUCAAAUACAGGAAAGGAAAGCUAAAAUAGAUUUGGAUUCUUCCCACGGCAUGACUGAUGGGUAGCCAUUAACAAAAACUAGUUUUUUGUUUACCUAGCAAGAUGUGGCUUAUAUAUAGAUAUCUAUAUUAAUAUAUAUAUAUAAUAUUUAUUAUUUGUGGUAAAGUGGAAGCCAUGCAUACUCUUAAGAUCAUGGUUUCUUCCACCUUCUGCUGCCAUCUGAUAUAGUUGGUCACUCUGCUUUCUUUGGGUGAGGGGGUCUUUCCAUUGAAAGGGACGGUUGAUGCAACUGCUUGUUUGCAACAAAUUCCCGCAACUUGAUUCUAAAACUGGCCUGCAACUGCAUGAAUUAAAAAGAUUCAUAAUUAUUUUUUAAUUUGAAAAGCACCUUAACCAACUGAAAUGCUGUCAUUCCUUCAUUAAUUCUUCUGUCCUUCUGACCCCUCCACCCAUUUCAAUUUUUGUCCCAUCCUUUUCGGUCAUAUCCUCUUUCAGUGCUUGGUGAUGUAUGCGUGUGUGCUCACUGUUCUUGUAUUCAAUAAAAGUGAAAUAAAUGUAUCUGAUGCUCACUCA
Thamnophis sirtalis is the source of this 7968-nucleotide messenger RNA. NCBI's taxonomy places the organism in Eukaryota, Metazoa, Chordata, Lepidosauria, Squamata, Natricidae. The record is from RefSeq and is a predicted model, not a curated record.